CCAAGCGGCAGAUCAGGCGUUCACCCGGUUCUAAAAACAGGACUGCUAAAACGCAUCUUACGUCGAAACGUUGUUAACAUUUCCGUGAACUUGGUUUCUCAAACUUUAGAGGGUUUUUGGAUUCAUAGAUCUGGAGGCAGAGAACUGUUUCUCUAUCCUUCCAAAUGGAAAGGGGAAUUAAGAGAUGGGUAGUAAAUAUAUCUCAAUGGAAUCCAACCCAAUAUGAAUUUUCUUUCAUUCUCUCAAUCCUUCCUUUACAUGAACACUCCUCCAUAACAAGGUAUGUUAAAUUCGAAGAUAGAAAACGAGCAAUUGUCAGUAGGUUGCUUCAAUAUGCUCUUGUACACGAAGUAUUUAAAGUCCCGUUUGAUGAGAUAAGAAUAAAGCGCACGAUUGAAGGCAAACCUUAUUUGGAAACUGAUGGGGAAAACAUGGAAUUUCCUAAUUUCAAUUUCAACGUGUCACAUCAUGGGGACUACGUAGCUAUAGCGUCUGAGCCUCAAUCUAAUGUUGGAAUAGAUAUGGUUUCACUUGUUAUCCCCAAGCGAGAAACGGCUCUCAAAUUCAUCAAGAACUUUUCAUCAUAUCUUACAACUUUUGAAUGGGAUAAUAUCGUCAACGCUGGCACUUGCAGUGAAAUAUUGGAGGAGUUUUACAGAUACUGGUGUGUUAAGGAGGCCUUUGUCAAAGCUACGGGGGAUGGACUAGGGUUUAAGUUAGAUAGGUUGGAGUUUCAUCAUACAAAUUGGACAAACAUAUUUGUCAAGAUUGAUGGCGAAAUAUCAAGAGAAUGGACAUUUUUAAUUUCUGAGCUGCCAAAGAGUCAUUGGUCUUGGAAAUUACAGGUAUGUGUUGCUAAGGGCCAUCCAAAGAGUGAUAUCAAGAAUAACACGAAGACACUACAGUUAACUGAGUUGUUAGGAGAACAAGAGAAUCCUUCGAGUAUGCCGCACCCAAGCUUCGUGCUGCUCAGUGUAGAGGAACUCUUACCUGUCUCCUUCAGAGUAAGUUAAGGUAUAUCUACUGUAAAUAGGAAGAAAUGUAUCACUGAAACUGUAUAUAUGUUCAACCCGAGCUCACCACAUCCCUAAUGUACAACACUUCUCAAAUCCUUCUUCGGGAUACUCUUUGUUGUUCAAGAUGUGAAGUAAGUUGGAGCAGUUCAUCAUAGACUGUUGUUCAAGUUGUGAAGUAAGUUGGUUCAUCAUAGACGAAUGGUUUGAUGAAAAAAAGUGUGAGCCUUUUUAUUAAGAGAAAUGAAAAGCGCAGUGUCGUAGUGUUCAGGUUUAUCCUCCUAUAUUGGUAUGUCUGGCUCAGUUCUGCUUGUAUUUUUUCGUCUCUUGUUUCGACUUUAGAAGGAUUAUAAAAAGAAGAAUGUUACUAAAA
This is a messenger RNA of Papaver somniferum (opium poppy), 1386 nucleotides long. Its product is annotated as L-aminoadipate-semialdehyde dehydrogenase-phosphopantetheinyl transferase-like. Gene Ontology annotation, molecular function: magnesium ion binding; holo-[acyl-carrier-protein] synthase activity. Bases 165 to 1013 code for a protein of 282 amino acids. The record is from RefSeq and is a predicted model, not a curated record. NCBI's taxonomy places the organism in Eukaryota, Viridiplantae, Streptophyta, Magnoliopsida, Ranunculales, Papaveraceae. The transcript has 5 exons. Gene Ontology annotation, cellular component: cytosol.